AAGUAAACAUCGCAGCCAUAUUGGACGACCUUAAUGCAGAGAACCAUCCUGAAAGACCGACUCUGUUUUUAACACAGUGGCCCGCUCUUCUCAAGAUUGAUUCAGUAGUCGCGGACAUUUUCCUUAAGUUUACAUUUAUCCAGGGAAGCUGCCUUGAAAGACCCGCGGCCCACGAUGGCGCCGUUGAACGACAUGGAAACUUUCCGCUGUCAGACGGCGCUCAUCAUGGAGGUGGCGGUGGAGUCGGCCGUGUGUGCCCUCCAGCAGAGCCUCGGAGGGAGACAGCAGGCUGCUGGUGACGAAGAGCUGAAGCUUCAGCUGACUGCCAUCUUGAACAUGAUGGCAAGGGAGGCUGUUCGUAAAAUCUGCAGCAUCUUCAGCGAGCUGUGUGUGAGCUUGUCGAAAGAGAAGGCGGCCUUGAAGGGCAAAGUGGAACAACUGGAGGCUGAGCUAAGCACCAAGAACAAGCAAACAUCUGCUAAGAAAACGAAUGGAGCCACCAUCUCUGUAGACUCAAAGCGACCAGAUGCCAGCCCCAUGAUGCUCGCUAUGGCCAUUCUCAACAAAGCCAAAGAAUCCUCCAACAAAGCAAGCAGCAGUCCUCAGCUGCCUCUGGUCAUCAUCAGGUCGCCCAUUGUCCUGCCCGGUGGUCCAGCUUCCUCCGUGCAGACGCCAAAUCAGUCUGCCAACAACCCACAGUCUGACCUGCUUCUAGAGGUCAACCAGGAUAAAGAUCAGUCCUGCAGCGUGACGUCACUUCCUGCGUUGGAUGAUCAGCUGGCGUGUGAGACAUUGGGGGCAGCAGAAGAAGAAGAUUCCCAUGAAGCAAUGGAGGCUGAGGAUGCAGAACAACAGAUUAUAGUGAAAACAGAAGAGCAGAUGGUGGCUCUCGCUCAUCAAGCUGCUGUCAGUGGUGAGGACCAGAAGGAGGAGGAGAAGAAGAGGAGGAGGGAGCUGUACAAGCAGAAGAGGUUCUUCUGUGAGCUCUGCAACAAAGGGUUCCAUCAGAGGCACCAGCUGAGGAUGCACGUGUCCCGUCAUGUCAAGCCCUUCCCCUGCACGCUGUGCGAUAAAGGCUUCUACAAGGCCAAAACCCUGCAGAAGCACCUGCUGGGCCACCAGUUGAAGGACGCCCAGGAGCGCGACCCUGACAAGAUGCUCGCCUGCGACCAGUGCGACAAAAAGUUCAGACUCGCACGGCAGCUGCGAGUCCACCAGGCCGCCCACCACCGGGAAAAGACACCUCUGCAGUGCGGAACAUGCGAGCGCACCUUCACUUCCUCUGCCAUGCUCCGCUACCACGAGGUGACUCACGCCGAGGUCAAGCCCUUCAUGUGUGACUUCUGCGGGAAAAGCUUCCUGAGGAAGAAGAACCUCCGUGAGCACCAGACAGUCCAUACGGGCGCACGGCCUUACCCGUGCCCGACCUGUGGCAAGAUGUUCUCCACCGCCGGCAACCUCAGAGCCCAUAAAAGGUCGCACUCAGAGGACCGGCCCUUCAAAUGCACCGAGUGCGACAAGGCCUUCAAGAAUCGCAUGGGCCUGCUGCAGCACCGAAUCGUCCACUCAGGGGAAAAACCCUUCAUGUGUCAGACAUGCGGGAUGAGAUUUGGUCUCAAGUCCAACUUCCAGAGACACCAGCGCCUCCACAACGGAGAAAAACCCUACAGGUGCACAAAAUGUGGAGAAGGCUUCUCCGGCACCUGGGCUCUGAAGUCCCACAUGCUGGUUCACGGCAUGGAGAAACCCUUCAUGUGCGACCUGUGUGGGAAGACCUUCUUCUACAACUGUUUGCUGCAGAAGCACCAGCUGCUGGUCCACGAGAAUGAGGACCGCAUGAAGGUCGGGGGCGUGUCCAGGAGGAGGCAACGGCGGCCGUCGGGCAUGAAGGCGUUCAGCUGCAAGACAUGCACAAAGAGCUUCAGCAGCAGCAGCACUCUGCGCAAUCAUGAGAAGAGCCACGCCGACGUCAAGGAGUUUGUGUGCGAGACCUGCGGCAAGGCCUUCCACCUCCGCCACCUCUACGUCUACCACAUGAGGCAGCACAGCGACGAACGGCCGCACGUCUGUGCCUUCUGCCAGAAAGGUUUCAUGCUGGUGUCGCAACUCAGGCAGCACGAGCUCUUGCACACAGGCGUCAAGCCUCACAAGUGCCAGCAGUGUGGCAAGGCCUUCAGGACAACACAGAACUACCACCGUCACCUGCGGGUCCACACGGGAGAGAAGCCCUACGAGUGCGUCAUGUGCAGCAGAAAGUUCAGACAGUCUAACCAGCUGAAGUCGCACAUGCAGAUCCACACAGGCAUCAAGCUCUACUCCUGUCAGAGCUGUGGGCGGGGCUUCUCCGACUCCAGGCAGUUCAAGAAGCAUAGCUGUGGUGACAAUCUGCAGAACUCGAUUGUUUCGGGAAGCAAACAUAAGAAACAGAAGAAUGUUUUCCCAUGGAGCGAGGGCUUUGUGAAUGAAUGAUUUUUCCUUAUUAUAUGUACGAGUGACGAUAUCACAGCCGCUUCCAGCCAAUCAUAGUCCAGUAGAAGACUGUGGCAAGGAAUGGACUGCACAACCUAAUUGCAAAAUCAAAGCUAAGUUACAAACACAUCAGCACAAAACCCAAUAGAAAUAUGUUGCUAAAUGUCAGAUUGUCGAUUUACUGAGCUGGUAUGAUGCUCUUUUGUUGAGGUAUAAUUUCUACAAAUAUGUAAAUAUGACUGUCUAUGUUGCAUAAUUACAUGAUUUCCAUGUUAACUAAAUAAAAAAAAAUUAAUGGCGUGAUGUGCGAAAUUCAUAAUAAAAAUCAUUUCAAUCGUA
Molecule: messenger RNA, 2808 nt
Organism: Doryrhamphus excisus (bluestripe pipefish)
Lineage: Eukaryota; Metazoa; Chordata; Actinopteri; Syngnathiformes; Syngnathidae
Biological process (GO): regulation of transcription by RNA polymerase II
Cellular component (GO): nucleoplasm
Molecular function (GO): DNA-binding transcription repressor activity, RNA polymerase II-specific; RNA polymerase II cis-regulatory region sequence-specific DNA binding
Source: RefSeq, a predicted model, not a curated record